This is a messenger RNA of Saprolegnia parasitica CBS 223.65, 273 nucleotides long. RefSeq lists its product as hypothetical. Lineage: Eukaryota; Oomycota; Saprolegniomycetes; Saprolegniales; Saprolegniaceae. The record is from RefSeq and is a predicted model, not a curated record. The transcript has 2 exons. The coding region runs from base 1 to 273 and encodes 90 amino acids.
AUGCCGACUUCGUCGACCAAGUGGGCCGACCAAGCGUGCCUCUUUCGCCGCUUCCUCUUCGACUGCGACUUUAUCAACGACGUGUGGGCAACGCUCGACGCGGUCACGGCCCCCUGGCGUGUCGACUUGCCGACAACGCUGUCAGGCUACCUCCUCUUGACACCCAAGACGACGUCCAACAUUUACCAAGCCGCUACCUCUGGCCCGUGCUCCACGCCUGUGUCUGGUUCAACAACGUUUGGCGUGUCCGAACGACCGCGUCUUCCGCUCUGA